UUCGGAGAUGUCUUCAAAGGUUCUCCGCUAAACGUUCUGGGUAGUUUUGGACAACAGCAAUGCCCUCAGGUGCCCGGACCCUGUAAUAACGGCAAAUACCGAACAUUUGACGGAUCUUGCAAUAAUCUGCACAACCCAACAUGGGGCAUGGCCAUGACAACAUACAACCGCGUGAAGCCAGCCAAGUACGCUGAUGGCAUCCAGGUGCCGCCCACCUCCGUGACGGGCAAGCAGUUGCCGCCCUCGCGCCUCGUCAGCCACGUGCUCUUCCCGGACGCCGAAAUCAACGACCCCAAGUGGACGCUGGCCGCUAUGCAGUGGGGGCAGAUCAUCACUCACGACAUGUCGAUGGCGGCCGGCACCACGCAAGCCAAGGCGCACGCCACCCGUUGCUGCACGGCCGACGGGAGCGUCGCCAUUCCCAAGCAAUACGCCGCCCCCUCGUGUUUCCCGAUUAUCCUCGGCCCACACGACCCAGUCUACAGUAAAGUCGGCCAGCAGUGCAUGAACUUCGUGCGUACCACCACAGACAUCUCAUCGGGCUGCGCGAAGAACUUCAAGCCAGCUGAACAACUGCGCGAGGGCCGCAAGGGCCGACUGAUCACCGAGAUCCGCCACGGCAAGAUCUACCCGCCAUCCGCGCCCAACAAGACCGCAGCCUGCGACCACAUGGCCGAGGACGAGCCGUGCUACCUCGCCGGCUGGGAGAACACCAGACGCCAUGGACUUACGUACGGGACUCACGGUUAUACCAACGAUUACGACCCUCAUGUUGAUCCCAGCGUCCUGAAUGGUCACGCUACGGCUGCUUUCCGAUAUUUCCAUUCAGCCAUCCAAGGAUUCCUCAAAUUGGUUGGAGAACACCGAGAAAGUUAUGAAGCACUGCGUCUCAGUGAUCACUUUAACCGGCCCGAAGUUAUUGAACAAGGCGACAACAUGGAUAAGUUGAUCCGAGGUUUGGCAACUCAGCCGCAACAAGCAGUUGACCAAUACUUCACAAGUGAAAUCACGAAGUUCCUUUUCCGAAACGGUAGGCCUUUUGGUCAAGAUUUGCGAGCUAUUGACAUUCAACGCGGUCGAGAUCAUGGCCUUGCUUCAUACAACGACUAUCGACAUUUCUGUGGGCUUCCCAAGGCCCGCAGUUUCGAGGAUUUUGGAGAUUACAUCAGCAGAGAGAAUGUGGCAAAGCUUGCCAAACUCUAUGCUCAUCCAGAUGAUGUUGAUUUCACUGUUGGAGGAUCCUUAGAAGCUCAUGUGGAAGGUACCCUAUCUGGACCUACUUUCUUAUGUGUUUUAGUAGAACAGUUUUACCGCACUAGAGUUGGUGACAGAUACUUUUAUGAAAAUGGAGAAAAACAUCACUCUUUCUCCUUGGAACAACUCAAUGAAAUCAGGAAGGCAAGUAUAUCAAGAUUAUUUUGCGACAAUGGUGAUGAAAUAUAUUCCAUGCAGCCAAAAGGUUUUAAGAAGUUAUCUCCUGGCAAUCAAAUUGUUCCUUGUCAUGACUACGAUUCCAUUCCUGUGGUCAACUUGGAGUUGUGGAGAGAUUCUCACACACAUCAUUUUGAUUACAAGAAAUAGAAAAUUAAUGAGAUUUUGUAUGAACUUCUUUUGACUACUGUGUGCUAAUAGAGAUGUAAAUUACAAGUGAUGAAGAAACUUGAUGGCCAAAAUGCUCCUAAUGUUGUUAAUUGAGAUAAAUAAAUUAAGUUAAUGUAUUAGUAUUAUUAGUACUUUAGUUGACAGACUAGACUUAUUUAUAAAUAGACUUAUGAAAAUUCAUUCCAGUUACUAUGUGAAUGUGUCACACCUUUUUAUAAACUUAUUUUUAAACAUUCUUUUGUUAUUGUUUUUUAAGAACAUUAAAAGUUCUGAGUUGACCUUUAAAUGCAUAAGAACUGUGUUGUUAUUUAUAUUAUUGACUGAAUAAAGUAAUAAUUCAAAAAAACUUUGUGUCCUAAUUGUUUCUUAGAUCCUAAAAUAAAAGAUCGGAUUUACUGAAUACAUAUUUACAUAUAUAAUACUUGUCAAGCAUACACAUCAUUUACAAAAAUGUGAAAAAUAUUAAAAAAUAUAACAAACAAUGAAUAUUACAAAUAUACAUAUAGAGAUUCUUGACAUAAUAAAAUCUUCAUUUAUAAAAUUAUAAACAAGUUAAUUCAGAUGUGCACAUUAACCAGUGUGCAAGAAUAUGACAAAAAUUUAACUUUGACAAUUUAUAAUCAUACAAAAUUGCCUAAGUAAAAGGCACCAAUAAAAGGCAUUAAACAUUUUGUUCACAAUAAUUUACACAUUACCUUCUUAUUACCUGAUCGAAAAAGAAACCUGUGCAAAGGCAUCACAGAAUACUUAAGAUCAAUAGUUUAAAUAACUGUAUUUCGAGCAUUCUGUGCAUUAGGAAAGUAUCUUUCAACACUCCCAAAAAAGCUCACAAAUUUCUCUUGAAUAACUCGUAAAUAAGAGGAUCGUGAGGUUGAAAUUGACAAUCUCUCAAGAAAUGGUCUUCUAAACAAUCGAUGAGCCUCAUUUUUCUGAUCUUCAGUUACUGCUCUAUCAUCGAGAUGUAUCAAAUUAGGAAACCAUGAUAUGACAAACAACCUGUAUUGUAAGUAUUCAUAGAAAGUACCUCCAUUUAAAUAACUGGGAGCUGCAGCAUUGCCCAUCAGACUCAAGUAUUUUAAAUUUGGUACACUAUUAUUCAAGUUACGAAUAAAAGGAAAAAGAUCUUUGAUUUUAUUGUGAUUUAACCAUAGCAAUUUGAGACUUGGCAGGCUUGGAAAUUGCACAUUUGAAUCAACUUCAUUAUGAUCCAGUAUUAAGGAAGACAAAUUUUCAAAGUGACAAAGAAAAUCCAAGCAUCUGAACUUGUUAUGACUCAGGUCAAGUAUACGGACAAAACUUCCAAAGUUGUAUACUAGAUUCUGUGGCAUCUCUUCCAAAUUCUCAUACGCUAAAGUUAAUCUCUGAUCUUCUGCCGUCAAAUACGAAUCAUCGUCACCAGUCCGCUGAUCAAUGAAAACUAAUUUUCCCAAAGACGUCAUUAUGGACGUAUUAUUUUCAGCCGUAAUUUGGAUUGAAAUAAGAGACAAAAAAAUUGUGUAAUUUUUAGCUCAUACAAAUUCAUAAAUUUAAAAGGCUUCAAAUGUAAUAGCACAUAAUUUCAAAACUGAAAGUAUGAAAUAGCAAAUUGAUGAUUCCUUGUGAUUUUCAUGUUGUAUUCAAACGCUAAGAACACGACAGUACGAUAAUCAGCUGACUUGUCAAACCAGCUGACAGCGCUUAUGCUGAGG
Gryllus bimaculatus (two-spotted cricket) is the source of this 3290-nucleotide messenger RNA. The record is from the annotation of a GenBank genome assembly. NCBI's taxonomy places the organism in Eukaryota, Metazoa, Arthropoda, Insecta, Orthoptera, Gryllidae.